Molecule: messenger RNA, 2985 nt
Organism: Gopherus evgoodei (Goodes thornscrub tortoise)
Lineage: Eukaryota; Metazoa; Chordata; Testudines; Testudinidae
Product: protein regulator of cytokinesis 1-like
Exons: 15
Coding region: 324-2057 (577 amino acids)
Biological process (GO): mitotic spindle midzone assembly; microtubule cytoskeleton organization
Cellular component (GO): spindle; cytoplasm; mitotic spindle midzone
Molecular function (GO): microtubule binding
Source: RefSeq, a predicted model, not a curated record
GGGCGCUUACCAGAAGCCAGUGCUUUUCCAGAAGUGCUUCAGGGGCCUCUCAAACUGCGAAACAUCCGCGUGCAGCACACGGUGGGCGUGGCCGAAAUAGAACGCCGUCUUCCAUCCGGGCACCACUCAGUACGUCACAUGCUGCCGCCCGGAGGGUGGGGGUGAGCGAGGAGCUGGGCGUGGCUGGGUGUUUGGCCAAUCCAGGCGCGUUUCUGUGCUGUGCGGCCGGUUUGAAUCCCGGGCGCUGCCGUUAGGUUCGUUAGCCGGCCGAGGGCUGCUUCAGGCGCGCGCCGAGAGGCCGAGCCCCCGCCUGGGCCGCGAGGAUGCCGAGCACCCCGCGCAAGAGCGAGGUCCUGGCCUCCUCCCUGGUGAGCAGCGUCAACCACGCCCUGGGGAAGCUGCUGGACAUCUGGCACCAGAUCGGCAUCAAGGAGGAGAUGCAGCUGGAGCGCAUGCAGGCGGUCAAGCUGCACAUCGAGAAUCUGUUGAACGAAAUGAUUACAGAGGAAUGCCAGUUAAAGGAAAGAAUUGAAAGCAGCAUUGAACGCCGUAAAAAGGAAUUGACGUCACUGAGAAAUGAACUGUCGCUGGACCCCUACCUGGCUGAAGAGGGUAUAUCCAUCCUUCAGAUGGAGAAAGAUCUACGACUGGCAUUAGAUGCUACACUCAAAGAAAAAAAUGAGAGGCUGGAGGAAUUGAAGCAACUUCAGCAGCAAGAUGAAAAGCUCUGUGCUGAGCUUUUUACCACGCCUUACUAUAUUCCUACUGGCAGCAUUCCAAGUCGUUUACAGCUGGAAGAGUUAAAGGAACAUGUUCGGAUGCGUUCAGAUGAGAAGAAACGACGUCUGGAAGUUUUUCUCAAACUAAGAAACGAAAUCAGGCAAUAUAAUGAAGAGAUUGGGCACACACCUGAUUCUAUUCUUGAAAAAGAGGCACUCUCUGAUGAUGAGGAACCUUUUUGUCUUACCAAUAAGAACAUUGAAGCUCUUCAAACACUUGUUAAUAAGUUGCAGUUGAAGAAAGGAUCUGUAAUCUCAACACGGGAGGCUCUGAAGGAGAAGGUACGACUUCUGUGGAAUAGACUGCGCUGGCCAGUAGAGAAGCAGGAACAAUGUAAAAUGAAUAUUAAAGGCUCCAUUACUCAAGAAGUUACCAUGUGGGAAGAAGAGCUGCUGCGUCUGGAGGAACUGAAGAAAGAAAACUUGAAGGGAGUGAUUGGAAAAGUCAGACAGGAGCUUGACCUUUACUGGGAAAAAUGUUUGUAUAGCACAGAACAGAAAUCAGCCUUUCAUCCAUAUUAUGAUGAUAACUUUACAGAAGAUUUGUUGAACCAACAUGAUGAGGAAGUUAUGAAAAUGAAACUCCUUUAUGAGAAAAACAAGGCUUUAUAUGAUGGCAUUGCUAAAUGGGAAGCUACCUGGAAACAGUUCAUGGAGUUGGAGAAAAAAUCCACAAAUCCAAACAGAUUAGUUAACAGAGGUGGCACUCUAUUGAAAGAAGAGAGAGAACGCUCAAAGAUCCACAAGCUGUUAACAAAGUUGGGAGAAGAUCUGAAAAGGAGCAUUGAAAGCUGGGAGAAAGAACAAGGCUGCAACUUCCUGAUCAAAGGUCAAAGGUUCCUGGAUUACAUGGCAAAUCAGUGGGAACAGCACAAACUUAAAAAGGAACAAGAGAGAUUGACGAAGAAGGAAGAUUCUGCAGUUCUGAAAACACCCAUGAAAAGGCUUGCUGGCUCAACCACUCAAACUCCCCUUAAGACAAGGAAGUUACAUGGAAUCACAAAUUUAACUGUGCUGCGGGCAGCCAGCUGCAUCAGUCUGACCAGCACAGGUACUGCAGCUGUUGCCAGAACACCCAUUCCAGUUUGUAAGACACAAUCUAAAAGCACACCACCAGAGUCCCGGCAGCCAGCACGAUUACAAGAGGGCAAAGAAAACCAGCAAACCAGCAAAUCUAUCAAUCAAUUCAGCUACUUAGACUUCACGAAAGAUCUUUCAAAGAAAACUAGCAGUACCAGUGAGAUUUUCAACUCUACAGUAAAUGAGAACAGAUAUUAAGGAUCCUGUUGCUGCACCCUCUGAAAUGCCGGAAUAACUCACUUCUUUGUAGCACUUGAACUCUUUUAACUAUUUUCAUAGACGGGAGAGAAGAUGACUUAUACUGUACCCUUGAUGCCAGUGCCUUGACUAACUCCGGCUAUCAAAUUGGCACAUGCGGCAAGUCAAAAGGAUUUGUGUGGCACCAGAAUUGUACCUUGAACUCUAUUUCCUAGCUAGAAAAUAAAAAUAGAAAGUAGCACUUAAAAGUAACAUGUUGAAUUAGUGAAGUCUUUAAAAUACUCUAACCAAAUAUCUGCAAGUCUUAGUCUACAGUUCAAGUAUUUACCUUGUCUUUCUUUAUUGGUGUGGCUGCAUGAUAUUGAACUGGCUCAUUUUGUUUUACUGAUGAACAUUUGUUUUUUUCUAGAGUGCUAACAUAAUCCUUUUUUUAAAAAAAAUGUAUAUUCAAGCCUUUGAACUGUCUCAACUCCUUCAUGAAGUUCAGACUUGCAGGUUUCAUGUACUUAAUAAUUCUGUCUAAUUGUUUUACCCUGUCGCGCAAUUAACUCUCAAACCUUGGUGCUUUUUAACCAAGCCGUGCAGGCAAUUAUGAAGCAACGGGGGGAAAGGGGGUAGAGAUGUGGGGGAACUGUUAGUUGAAGUGAAGUGAUCACAAUCUGUAAUCAUCUGAACUGUUCAAUGCAACUUUGUUUACUUUCUCUUUAUCGUAUUAAUAUCAUGUCUUGAACUGAAAUGUACCUUCACAUUAGUGAGUAAACUGCCUGAACUGCUUUGAGGAGAUCGGAUAAUGUUGUGGCUAGAAUAAAAACGUGUGUUUACAAGUGUUUAAAUAUUUCUUAUUGUAUAUAAUGUGAUUCUGAAAAGCAAUUUAAAUAAUAAAAAGAUGUGUGUUGUGCUCUUAAAUAAAAAGCUGCACUAGUCAAGA